Corvus hawaiiensis (hawaiian crow) is the source of this 5279-nucleotide messenger RNA. It is a transcript of the gene ADAMTSL2, whose product is annotated as ADAMTS like 2. Gene Ontology annotation, biological process: extracellular matrix organization. Gene Ontology annotation, cellular component: extracellular matrix. The transcript has 14 exons. Lineage: Eukaryota; Metazoa; Chordata; Aves; Passeriformes; Corvidae. The record is from RefSeq and is a predicted model, not a curated record. The coding region runs from base 2222 to 4594 and encodes 790 amino acids.
AAAACUUGCACUGGAACAUCCAAAAGAUACCAGCUCUGCAAAGUCCAAGUAAGGAUAUCCUUUGUCUUGUUGGGAACACCUGGUGUGGAAAGUCAUGUAUGGCAUUUCUGGGUCCCUUGGAGAGGGAGCACCCCUUGUCCUGUAGCUGUCAUCCUGUUGCCCCUCCAAGCAGCUGGGAGUUCCCUUCUUUGGUGCCCAUCAGCAGUGUCUGGGCUUUGAGCCUUUUGCCUGUGCUGGGGGCCAUAAAACCAGAGAGUGGCUCUGGCAACAUUUCUCAGGGGGUUCCUGCAGUGGGGGGAGGAAGAGGAGGAGGAGGAGGAUGUGGCCCUGGCUGGGGAAGGUGAUGGAAACUCUCCUUGCAGCUGGUGGUGAUGUGCCAGAAACCUUUCCCGCACUUUGUUUCCGUCAGGAUGUUAAUGUAUCCCAUUCUAGGAGUGCCCUGUGAACGGAAGGAGCUUUCGAGAGGAGCAGUGCUCGUCAUUUAACUCCCAUGUGUAUAAUGGCAGAACGUAUCAAUGGAAACCUUUAUAUCCUGGUAACAAGACAUUCUUUGUGUGUUUCAUAAUGCUCAGCCAAAUAUUUUGAUAGUUAUGAUGCUACAGCCUGCAGGAAGGCUCCUCCUCUGCUGUUUUAAAGUGGUGUUUUGGAGGCACAAUCAGCUGUCUCCCGAGUUCAAAGGCUCGUUGAACCUGCGGGGUAGCUUGAAAAUUAAAUAACAACAUGAGUUCAUGUCUGUAGCCUGUGUUGGUCACAGCUCCCAGGGACCAGAGGCUGCAGGAGGAUGUGAGAGCAGGGGUGAUGGGCUGUGCUGGCAGGGACAGUCGGGCUCACCCAGACAAGUGUCCUUUGAGCUGGGGCCUUUGCUGGCUGUGCUGUUUUCAGUGACAUUUGUCUCUCCCACGCCCUCUGUGUGCUCUGUCAAAUGUCACCGAGAUGCAGUCAGUCACUUUGGUCAUCUGGGGUGAGCAAGAACUGCAGAAACAACUUGGGACUCAAAGACUGAGAUUUUAUUGAACUUUCAGGCACUGAACUCCCAUCAAAAUCAAGCAUUAAACACAAACCAGGCCAAGCUUUAGAGUUACUGGGAACCCAGGAUCCUUUUCCUGGGCAGGCUCCUGAGCUCUGGUUCUUCAGAUUCACAUUCGGGUGCCUAAGAAUAGAGGUGGGAUCUACUGCAACUGUAUUUUAGGGGUUUCUGUACACACCUAGGAACGAUUAUCUUCAUCAAAUCAUUUUCCCUGUGUACCAAGCCCCUGGCUCACCAGCCUUGGCAGGGACAACAAGGUAGAACUUGGUCCAUGAGCUAUUUCUCCUUGGUGGCUUUUGUCCCUUGAAGGUGACAAUUUCCUUAAGCACAUUUGCUGUUCAAGCUGACUCACCAGAGAUGUUGCAGGGAAUUGUUUUGUGUUCGAGCAGGCGUUCAUGUGGCUCCUGGGAGAUUUGCAGCAGAAUGUUUUGACACUGAUGCUGCCUUGCUUGGGCGUGCAGGCCAGGGGGGUCUCUGGUUGCUCAGGAGUUGGUGGAGACAAACACAUGGCAUCGGGUUCCUGAUGCAAAUAUGCAUUUGUCAUUUGCUUCCUGUGGAUAUUAUAAGAUGUGGGAUUACUGUGCUGGUGGGUGCUGCCAGCCAGCUGUUGUCUGCAGAAAGCAAAGGGUGAAUUAAGUCCAUCUCGGGUGAAUGUUUAUGGAAGAGUUAGAGAUUAUAAAAGGCUCUAAGUUGCUACGGUUUUGAAUGUAGUCUUACACCAGUAUUUCCAACAACGCAUCUGUUAAUUUAACUCCCGUUGCUCUGUGAACAUGCAUGUUGCUGUGUGGGGUACAUAUAUCACACUGCAAGUCCUUGCACAAAGCAGGGCUGCUGCCUCAGUGCCUGCCCUGGGCUGGUGCUGGUGAUGCCCCUGGCAUCCCUGGGGCAUCUCUUCCUGCCAGGCUGUGCAAAGGCUGUCACACUGUCCAAGUGCCAUCUCCCAUCUAGCCUGAAACACAAGAGAUGGCAACUUCUGAACUCUCACUGCUCUGCAGUUGUGCUGGUGCUGUUGUUGUUUAGCUUGGCAGAGAUUCACUGGUUUGGGUAGGAUGAAAGUUGUGGUGUUUCUGCUGUUUUUGAAUCUCUCUUUAUAUCCUUUCCCCUUAGAUGACUAUGUUCACAUUUCUAGCAAGCCCUGUGACCUUCAUUGCACCACUGUGGAUGGCCAGAGACAGUUAAUGGUUCAGGCCAGGGAUGGAACAUCCUGCAAAUACACAGAUUUCCGAGGGGUUUGCGUGUCUGGAAAAUCCCAUUGGCUGCGAUGGCAUUCUCUUUUCCACCCACACCUUGGAUAAAUGUGGAGUUUGCCAAGGAGAUGGGAGCAGCUGCACCCACGUAACCGGCAGUUACCGGAAAGGAAAUUCUCAUCUUGGCUAUUCCCUGGUAACGCACAUUCCCGCCGGAGCGAGGGAUAUCCAGAUAGUGGAACGGAAAAAGUCUGCAGAUGUUCUGGCUGUGGCUGAUGAAGCCGGGUACUAUUUCUUCAACGGGAACUAUAAAGUUGACAGUCCAAAGAACUUCAACAUUGCAGGCACGGUGUUCAAGUACCGCCGGCCCAUGGAUGUGUACGAGACCGGGAUCGAGUACAUUGUUGCCCAGGGACCCACGAACCAAGGGCUGAACAUAAUGGUCUGGAAUCAAAAUGGCAAGAACCCAUCCAUCACGUUUGAAUACACUCUCCUGAGGAAGCCACACUCAAAAAAUCUGCAGCCCAUCUACUACACCUUCUCCGAGUCGGAGAGCGAAGAGAGCCGGGAGUUCGAUGGAGACGUGCCAUUGGGCUUUAUCCAGCACAAUGCAACCUAUUUUGGGAAAAUCUCCAGGGAAAGGAUAGACUUGGAGAACCAGGUGUUUGGAAGGCAGGACACGGAGGAAGAUUUAAACUUGAGCAAAGGUCAGGAAACCAAUGAGGUCUAUGAAAGAGCAGAAACAAUUGACUGUGAGCCAAAACUGAAGGGCAAACAACCCCAAGAUUCAAACGUAACCAGGUCUACUUACCAGACAGACCAUGACGACAGAGACCUGGAGCCCAGGCUCACCUCCAGGGAAUUCCUUCUGGAGAACGCCAUCACGGACAAGCUGCUGGACAAGACCUCGGACUCCAAGGAGCUGGUGCUCAACAUGACCAUGAACAGCAUCUUUGCCCAGGGAGACCCGAUCAACUCGGUGGGGUCACCCAUCGACAGCCUCUACGUGGACUACGAGGACACCGAUGGCCUCAUGACCUACUCGGUCAACAGCACCUACAUGGAGCUGAGCAACGGCAAAGCCACCAACACUUCUGCAGAGACACCGUUUUCAAACGCCACCGUCACCAUGAGCAGCCCUCAAGGGAACAGAACCCACAAAGCAAGAAACAGAUUGAAGUUGUUAAGAAAGGGCCAAGGUGUGAGUGCUGCUGACAUGUACAGGUGGAAGCUUUCCUCCCAUGAACCCUGCAGCUCUACAUGCACCACAGGAGUGAUGUCCACAUAUGCGAUGUGUGUUCGCUAUGAUGGGAUCGAGGUGGACGAUACGUACUGUGAUGCCAUGACCCGGCCCGAGCCCAUCCAUGAGUUCUGUGCUGGGAGAGAGUGCCAGCCAAGGUGGGAGACGAGCAGCUGGAGCGAGUGCUCCCGGACCUGCGGGGAGGGGUACCAGUUCCGCAUCGUGCGCUGCUGGAAGAUGAUCUCGCCGGGCUUCGACAGCUCCGUGUACAGCGACCUGUGCGAGUCCGCCGACAUCGCCCGGCCCGACGAGCGCAAGGUCUGCAAGAACCCAGCCUGCGGGCCCCAGUGGGAGAUGUCCGAGUGGUCCGAGUGCUCGGCCCGCUGCGGGGAGCGGAGCGUGGUGACCAGGGACAUCCGCUGCUCGGAGGAGGAGAAGCUCUGCGAUGCCAGCGCCCGGCCCCUGGCCGAGAAGAACUGCACGGGGCCACCGUGUGACCGGCAGUGGACAGUGUCCGACUGGGGACCGUGCAGCGGCGGCUGCGGGCAGGGCAGGAUGAUCCGGCACGUGUACUGCAAAACCAGCGAUGGGCGCGUGGUGCCCGAGUCCCAGUGCAACCUGGACACCAAGCCCCUGGCCAUCCACCCCUGCGGGGACAAGAACUGCCCCUCGCACUGGCUGGCGCAGGACUGGGAGCGGUGCAACACGACGUGUGGCCGGGGCGUGAAGAAGAGGAUCGUGCUCUGCCUGGAGAUUGUCAAUGGCAAGAUCAAGACCCGCAACGCCGCUGACUGUGACGUGGCCAAGAAGCCCGUGGAGGAGAGCACGUGCUUCGAGCGGCCCUGCUUCAAGUGGUACACGACCCCCUGGUCCGAGUGCACAAAAACCUGUGGGAUCGGCGUGAGGAUGCGGGAUGUGAAGUGCUACCAAGGCAAGGACAUCGUGCGGGGCUGUGACCCGCUGGUGAAGCCGGUGGGCAAACAGACCUGUGACCUGCAGCCCUGCCCCACGGAGCCCCCAGACGACAGCUGCCAGGACCAGGCAGGAACCAACUGCGCCUUGGCCAUCAAGGUGAACCUGUGCAGCCACUGGUACUACAGCAAAGCCUGCUGCCGCUCCUGCCGCGCUCCCCACUCCUAGAGCCGGCCUUCCCGAGCCAGGGCUCCUCCUUCCCCGUAGCCACACGUCCCACACGCUGCUGACAAGGAUGCUUUUGGCCUGGUCUUUGUGUCCCCACCGAAGCAGAACCCCUCUCCCGGUCCUGAGCAGAGGGACGCCGCCGCUGGACGUUGGGAGCGCCCCGGGAUCAGAGCUGUACAUAAAGUCGUGUAUAUUUGAUUCCCCCCCCCAAACUCCAGCUACACCCAAGCUCUUGUCCUUUGGUUUCCUCCCUCUGUGCAAGGUUGGGGUUGGCGAGGGGAAGGUGUGAACUCUGGGAAGUGCAAGUUUCCCUUCACAAAGGGGGGUUGGGGCCGCUCUCCUGAUUUAUCCCGAGACCUGCACACUCUCGUUAGCUGAAUUAACGUGGUGGGAAGCUGGUCCUCGUUUGGUAAAUGAACCCUCAAGCCCUUUUUUGUAAUAUGUAGGUGUAUACUUUUUCAGAGAAUUUUAUCUUAUAAUCAAACGUUAGUUUCAUAGUCCUUACAACCCCCCCCCCGAUGCUGACAUAUUGUAUAUAAUAUGGAAACAUAACUGCACUUUAUAUCACAAAAAAAGACGUGCUCUUUUUUAAUAUAUUUGUUUACAGACAGUGAACUUUAUCCAUAUAAUCAUUAAUUUGUACUCAUAUGUAUAUUUUAAUAAAGUUGUCACAUUUAUGGUGGUA